AUGACUUCAGAAACUGGAACCGCAAACUUCCCUCUUGAAUUUGUGACUCCAACCCCACUUCCUCCACUUCGUGCUCAACGUGGGCCAACUGCCUCGCGAUUCGAGGUAAAUGUGAAACGGAGUAUAUCCAAAAGCGAUGAUACCGACCGUGUUCGCGGUGGGGCCAACUGUGAAGUGUGUGGGCUGCACAUCCGCCGAAAUACCGACUUGCCGCGACAUAUGCUUGUCCACGCAACAGAUAAAGCCUCAUUAAUGUUUCGCUGCCCUGUUGAAGGUUGUUCCCACUCGACGCUCCAGAAGUCGAAUCUCCAGACGCAUAUCCGCACCCAUACCCGCGCCAAACCAUACAAAUGCUCUGAAUCUUUGCCCUCUGGCGAGCCUUGCGACUUUAGCACCGCAGAUCCGUCGUCUUUGCACCGGCAUCGGAAACGGAAGCACGGGUACUGCCCUAAACCACGAAAACGAGCAUCGGCAGCAAAGGAAUUGAGCAAACGGCCAAGAGAAAGAGCAAGCUCAAUUGCUAGUGUGGCGACAAUGGGGGUGGAUGCACAAGCUGACUCGACUGACAGCGACAUCGACAUGGAUGUGGAGUCGGAGGAAUCAUUUGGAGCAAAGCAAUCAAGAGUCGUCUCGGGCGUUCGUCUUUUGCAUGGAGAUUCAGAGUUGGAUGAAGCCUCGGAUGUUGAUGCAGAGGGCGAGGAAGAUGACGAACAUAAGGCUUCUGAAUCGGAAUUCAAUCUUAGCUUGCUUGCCAAUAUCUCGAGCACUAGGACUACAGCUUAA
Messenger RNA from Mycena indigotica, 783 nucleotides. RefSeq names its product Transcriptional repressor CTCF-like. The transcript has 4 exons. Bases 1 to 783 code for a protein of 260 amino acids. Gene Ontology annotation, biological process: regulation of transcription by RNA polymerase II. Gene Ontology annotation, cellular component: nucleus. Lineage: Eukaryota; Fungi; Basidiomycota; Agaricomycetes; Agaricales; Mycenaceae. The record is from RefSeq and is a predicted model, not a curated record. Gene Ontology annotation, molecular function: RNA polymerase II cis-regulatory region sequence-specific DNA binding; DNA-binding transcription factor activity, RNA polymerase II-specific.